Umbelopsis ramanniana AG is the source of this 2304-nucleotide messenger RNA. RefSeq lists its product as uncharacterized. NCBI's taxonomy places the organism in Eukaryota, Fungi, Mucoromycota, Umbelopsidomycetes, Umbelopsidales, Umbelopsidaceae. The transcript is spliced from 17 exons. Gene Ontology annotation, molecular function: beta-glucosidase activity. The record is from RefSeq and is a predicted model, not a curated record. The coding region runs from base 1 to 2304 and encodes 767 amino acids. Gene Ontology annotation, biological process: glucan catabolic process.
AUGGACUCUGCACGAAUCAACCACAAGCACAAUGUGCAGGUGUUGGCUAUUAUGGCCCAAACUGUUGCACUGCUGGUCAUCACUGUGUUGCGUCUAUGUGUCAGCUAUGCCGAAGAUCAUACUGCCCUACCUAGACAACGGAUCAAAUCUCCGUUGGCCGUCUCAGAAAUCGCCUCACCAGCAGCCACAGCUCUUCCUCCAGUAUCAAGCUAUGUAUUGAAUACGAACGGGCAAUGGGAUAGUGCCAUUUCAAAGGCCAGAUCCUUGGUCUCGAAAAUGUCGAUAGAGGAGAAAGUCAAUAUUACAACGGGUAUGGGUUGGCAAGAGGGUCGCUGUCUAGGUAACACGCCACCAAUCCCACGCCUUAACUUCACUGGACUCUGCCUUCAAGACUCGCCAGCCGGAAUCCGUUUUACAAAGGGUAUUUCUGUAUUCCCCUCUGGCAUCAACACAGCUGCUACAUUCGAUAAGAAACUUAUGUACGACAGAGCGAAAACCUUGGGAGAAGAAUUCAGAGCAAAGGGUGUGAAUGUGGCCUUGACACCUAUGAUGAACUUAAUGCGAUCUCCUUAUGCUGGUCGUAACUGGGAAGGUGCAGGAGAGGAUCCUUACCUUGUCGGUGUUGUUGCUUCGCUGACAGUCAAAGGUAUCCAGAAGAAUGGCGUCAUUGCUACGGCUAAGCAUUUUGCUGGAAACGAACAGGAGACAAACAGAAACUCUUAUUCAUCUUACAUUAGUGAUCGUGCUAUGCAUGAGUUAUACAUGUGGCCAUUCCGUGAGUCGGUUGAAGCUGGAGUUGGAAGCAUUAUGUGCAGUUACAACAAAGUCAAUGGAACAUAUGCGUGCGAAAACGACAAACUCAUCAACGGAUUACUCAAGGGGGAACUCGGAUUCCGUGGCUUUGUGCAAAGCGAUUGGUCCGCAACCAUGUCUACUUUGCCAAGUGCCAACGGAGGAUUGGAUAUGACAAUGCCUGGAGAUAUUCAAUUCCACUCUGGUGACAGCUACUACGGAAAGAAUUUGACAAAGGCUGUUGUUAAUGGACUAGUUAAGGAUUCUAGGUUGAAUGAUAUGGCCGUAAGAGUACUAUCUACUUGGUACAUGGCUGGUCAAGACAAGGACUAUCCUGAGACCAACUUUGACAGCUGGGACUUAGUUCCUGAGAAGUUUGUUGACGUUCAAGGAACACAUGCUCAGGUUAUUCGCCAGGUAGCAGCUGCUUCUGUUAUCUUGCUGAGGAAUGAACAGAAGACUCUACCAUUGCAAAAUAUCAAAAGAUUGGGAGUCAUCGGUGAUGACGCCGGAGCAAAUGCAGGCGGACCAAACUCUUGCGAAGAUAGAGGUUGCGACCGUGGUACUCUUGCAAUUGGUUGGGGUUCUGGAACUGCAGAGUUCCCGUACUUGGUCACCCCGUUCGAUGGUAUCAGUAGUCGCGCAGGAAAACAAUUCAAGAUUAUUCCAUCUCUUGAUGAUUACGAUUACGAUUACGCUGCCAAAGUCGCUUCUGAAGUAGAUGUUGCACUGGUAUUUGCCAACGCUGAUUCAGGAGAAGAAUUUGUCACAGUCGAAGAGAACGUUGGAGACCGCUCGCAUCUCCAACUGUGGCAUAACACUGAGAAAUUGAUCAAAACUGUUGCCGACGUCAACCCCAGAACCGUUGUUGUGGUACACGCUGUCGGUCCAGUCGAUAUGGAAUGGGCUAACCAUCCAAAUAUUUCCGCCAUUGUUUGGGCUGGUCUUCCAGGUCAAGAAUCCGGUAACGCUCUGGCUGAUGUACUUUUUGGUGACGUUAACCCGUCUGGACGCUUGCCAUAUACAAUUGCCAAAGCCACCAGUGACUAUCCCGUUAGAAUUGAGAAGAGCAAAGAUAUCAAGUAUACAGAAGAUCUUCGUUUGGGCUACCGAUGGUUUGAGUCAGGGCAUGUAGAUCCCAUGUUUGAAUUUGGUUACGGUCUCUCCUAUACUCAAUUCAACUAUACCGAUGUCACCAUCGACAAGAAGGGUUACAAUGUGGAGGUCAACGUCACGUUGCAAAAUGUAGGUGGUGUGGACGGAGCUGAGGUACCUCAACUCUAUCUUGAGUUCCCAAGCGAAGCCGAUCAACCAUCCAAGAUUCUACGAGGCUUCGAAAAGGUGUUUUUGAAAGCUGGCCAAAAGCAGACAACCACCUUCAAUCUUGAUUCCAAGUUGAUUAGCUACUGGAACGUCGAAAGUCAAAAGUGGGUCGUCUCAAAGGGUGAUUACAUCGUUCACCUUGGCGCAUCAAUCAGAGAUAUCCGCCAAAAAAUCACAUUCACCAUAUAG